CCACAAACCACAACCACCUCCCUCGCGCUCCCGUCUUCUGCCGGAUUGCCUUCUCAGAGCGAGUGGCGGCAUGAGGAUUCACGAGCUCCUCGAGGCCGUCAUCGACUACGUCGUCGUUGAAGGUGUGCUAGGCGCUGACCCCCUCGUUGUCCAGCGGCAUCUUGCUACUCUCGACCCCAAGGUCGACGACGCGUACUUCGCUCACCUCUGGCCACACAUUUCGAAGCACAAGCUUGUGCAAGUGAUUGUCGCUGCAGAUGCGCUCUCCGACCCCAACCCACCGAAUCCGUCUGUUGACGGCGCCGAGCUCUUCACCUUCCUCAACGAGGACGAUGGCGGUGACCCACCCGUCAAGACCACUGAUCUGCGCGCGCUCAUGGAGAGAUAUCCUGAUCGAUUGAGGAUCCGUUGCGUUGACGACGAAGUGUACUAUCGUCUCACUGGAUCUCGCCAGCGUAUUCCUCGAAUCACACCUAUGAUCUUCACCUACCUGCAACUCUCGGCGCGGUCGCGCGAGAAAGGCAUUUCCGCACUCGAACUUGGCCCCCUAACUCAGACCAACCAGAAGAGUGUCUUCCACUACAUCCGGGUCCUCGUGCAACUUGGUCUCUGCGCCAAGAUCCCCGCGUCUCUCCAUGGAGCCAACACCUCCAUCUUAGUCUUCCGCAAGUUCCUCGAGCAGAACCCCAACUACAAGGCGCACAUGCGCAAGAGCAGUCAAGAGCCCGAGGUCAAGGAUGAGCCCAAGGAGGAGGACGGAGAGGUUGAGCCAGAGGAGGAUGGUGAGGUCGAGAACCUUGGAUUCAACUUCACCCCUUUCUCGGAGAUGGAGCUUGUGGCCGGGCACAUCCCCCGCGAGCGUCUUAUUCGCGUUCUCGACCAUCCCGGCCUCAAGAACCAUCUUUUGGGCAACCACCACCUCCUUCAAGUUCUCGGCUGGCCUACGCAGGGCUACAAAAAUCGCCACCGCCGCCAAUUGCAGCGCCAUAUCGCUCAGAUGGUUGACGAGGGCGUCGUUGAAUACGUUGAUAUUGGGAGCGCUCUGCGAGCGUGUCUCCGGCUCACCAAGUACAACCCCGACUACGUGGCGCCAGCGAAGGCCGACGAUGUCCAGGUGAUUGAGGAGGUGCCCAUGAACGCUGCUGAGUACACCGAGCCGUUCCGCUUCCACGGGGGGGCCCUCGCAACGGCUUCUCUUGAGUCACAGGUUAUCAAUUCGAUUCAUCGCUCGGGGCCGCAGGGCCGUACAUUGCAGGACCUCUACGUUGCAUUGAGCGGCAUCUUCCGCCGCACCCUUGAGCACAUUAUCAAUCGCAUCGACCUCGUCUUCCUCGCCCCCCAUCUCAAGCACAAAGCGAUCCGCUGCGUUAUAGAGUCCGUCCAGCGUGAGCGCCGUCUGCGUCUCUUCUCCAUUGACAACUACGUCCAGUACAUGGCGCACCUGGGUAUUGUCGUAACGCCUCCCCCUACACCUGCCGCAGCGGGUCACUGGGCGGAUAUUUCCUUCCGCAAGUUCAUCGAGAACGGCACUCAGCUCAAUAAAGCUAUGGCCACCCUGUCGAGCGGAAUUAUACCUGUGGGCUCAGCAUACUCCGGUGGAGCUGGGCGCAAGCGUGCCCCGCGAAAAUCAGCUACCGCGUCAGAGUCGCCGGCCCCCACUCUGGGUAAGCGGAAGCCAAGAGUGUCUGCUCGGGCCCGUGCCACCACAGAGGGCGGGGAGGAGAUCGUUAGCGAUGACGCGGGCUCGCCCGCCCCAGGUCUGAAGAAGAAGCCGAAACGUGUCGCAGCAACCCGCCAGCCUAAAUACGAGAAUGAGGUACAGGAGCGUGGGCGGCCUCGCAAGUACGUCUAUGUCGUCAAUCAGGACGGUACGCGCAACCGCAUGAUCCUUGGCGACCUGAAGUUGACACCGAACCUACCCCCACUUCUCGUUUACGUCAAGGACGCUGGCGUGCUCUGCCUUCCUCCCAAAGGUUACACUGGUGUCGGCGAGCCCCCAGCUCUUACGGACGAGAUGAUUGCGGCCGGUCUCCCCCCCGAGCACUACGGCCCUGCGAAGCGCGGCAAGGUAAAAGGCGGAGCUACAGCAAAGGCGCCCGCCAAGAGCCGAAAGCGCAAGGCGGAAGAGGCUCAGGGCGAUGGCGUGCCAGCAUCUGAGGCGGCCGAUGGCACCUCUGCUCCGACAGCUGAAUUGGAAGAGGCGGGGCCCUCCAAGCGCCCCCGCCGCAAGGCUGCAAUGCGGAAGCUGGUCGCCCACCUACCUCCCGACCUGGAACCGGAAGAGGGCGCUGAGCUGGACGAGCUAGCUGAAGCGGACCCAGACGCCGCGGAGAUCGGUGCUGGUCCAAGUCUGGAGGUGGACCUUCCGUCCGCCGAGGAGCUGAUGGUGGUCGAGAACGCCGUACCUGCUCCUGAGGCAGUUAUUGACGCGGUAAUGGCCUCCGCAGAGGCUGUAAUCACAGCGCCUGGUACGGUCGCGCCGCCCGAGUUCAUCAUCGACACAACUGCGAUCACUCACGCCUCCCCCCCCGCCGCUGCCGAGAUUUCAACACCACCCGAGUUCACAGUCACCGAUGUCGCUGCUGUUGCCGAAGUCACUUCUAUCCCUGACUUGACUGCUGCGCCUGUCGUAACACCCCCUGACCUCAACGCGAAGCCUCCACCGAAGUCUCGUCGUGGGAAGAAGGCGCUCAUCGAUGCCGCCGAUCAGAGCACGAGACGAUCUACUCGUGCUCGCCGUAGUGGCGCUUCGGCGAUCAACCCGGAUGUCUCGCCUGCUGACGGCCACUUAGGCCGCACAGACGAAGCACCGGCACUCGGCGCCGCUGCGUUACUCGACGGAGAUGCUCCUGCUGCCGGGUCAAUGGAGGCUCCAGCUCUGGAGUCAAUGGAAGCUACCGCUGCUGCUGCCGAUUCAUCGGAACUUCCGAAUGAUGCCGUCCUGUCGACUCCGGUCGGGCAAGUGGCCGAGAGCGCCAUGCAUCCCGAUCAUGCGGAGGCCACGGCCGACACCAUGGGUGUUGAUGAUUCCAAGCCUGAGCCGAAGCUGCCUGCGGCACGUCUUACCCGUGUUGACGUUGCUACUUUGCGCAGGAUACAAGAGCUCCUUCAAUGCUUGAUCGACAGCGGCGGCGUUAUGACGGACAAUAAGCUGUACCACGAGCACAAGGACUGGGUAAACAAGUGGGCCGGCACCGACCACCCGUUUGCUCCGGCCGUUCCCGCUGGUAUGGACCGCAAGGUCUUUAAGCGUGUCCUCGCCAUCUUGGUCAACGAUGGUCGCAUCAAGGAGCGCAUCUCCAACAUGCCCACCACAACGGGCCGUUGGGUGAAGCAAACGAUUGUUUUUGCGGAGGGCACGCCCGAGGUCGCCGUCAGCACUUACAUCCACUCGCUGGCCAAUACAGUCGGAUCGCAGCCAUCAACGCCUCAACCUCUUGCACGCUCCAGGGUCGCCUUGCAAUACUCAAUGUACAAGAAGCCAAGUCGUGCAAGUAUAUUAGUCCCCGAUGACGACAAGGAUGAGUCACCGAGCAAAUCCCCCCUCACUCAACGCGAGGCAUUUCUCAGCGAGCCUGGCAUGGGCGCACACCUCUACGGGUACCUUACGGGUCGCAACCUGCGCACCAAGGCGCUUCACCAAGCGAUUCUCAAGGUCAUCUCCUCCGAAGAGGCGCAGGCGGAUGCGCCGAGCUUAGUAUCCACGACGCCCCGUCUUUUUGCGAUGCCUCUUGUUUUCGAGGAGCUCCACAUACGCGAUUGGCUUCGCAUCGUGCGCGUCGAGAAGUGGGACGAGGAGCUUUACCAAUGGACGCAAAUCCCGGGGAAUCUUGACAUCCGGCUGAAGAAUCUACCUCAGGACAUCGCCGAGCGUGCCAACAUGAGCGGGCGGUCGUGGCACAACGCCAAAGUGAACAGUGUUCGCACGCUGUUCUCGAUGCUUUCAUUCCUGCAAAUUCUGACGCCGCUUCAGCCAUGUGACGUUUCCAUCGCCACGGUGAAGUUGUCUGAGACGAAGGGUGACCACCCCAUGAUGUACGAGCGCGCCCCAGACGCUACGGCUGCGCCGUACUUCAUUCUCCAUGAUGUUGCCCCGGUAUACCACGUCGCCGAUCCCUCACUCCCUCUCCUCGGCUUCAUGCCGGCCAGAAACGAGGAGGAGGCCGAGCGACUGUGGGCGAUGAUCAAGGAUGGUGCACACCAGCCCAGUCGGCCACAAGUCGCGCGUAUGGACGUGCCAGCAUUUCCGUUCGCACCUGUGGUCACCGGUGUUCUCGACACCACCGUCAACCUUACUACUGCGCUGUUGUCUAAGCGUAGAUGGAAGGACGAGCUCAAGCUUUUGGAUGGCCAGCGUCGAGCCCUCAAUGCGGCCAUCGAUAGCCGUGGUGCGCGGACAGUGAAGACCAAGGAGGAAGUGGCCAAGCUUGCCCACGACCUAGCAAUCACGCCUGGAGAUGUCGAGACGUACUUGGCCCGCCGUGACAGACUCAGGACGUCCAUCAGCGAGCGAACCAUUCGACCAGCUCCCACCACGGGUGCCGCGACAUACACACGCUCAGAACGGCACAACGAAAAGGCCGCCAUCCGCGAAGAGCUCGCCAAUCGCAUUCGUGCCGCUCGGCAAGUCUACGAACAGCGUGUGCAGACUGCUGCAGCCAAGGUCGGCGUUGAGGUGACGCAGGAGCUCCUUGACUACAUUGUUCGGAACCGCCCCAUGACACGGCUUGGUGAGAUCACCAGCGAUGCUGAGCUCGUUACGAUCAUGGAGUCUUUCGUGCGCGUCAAAAACGGCUUCCAGCUCCCUCCACGCCGCAACCCAGGUCUCACCCGCGCCAGUACCAGUCACAUCAAACCCAGCCGCAACCGCGGGCGGCCGCCCAAGCCCAAGGACUAUAAGCCAGCGGUUCUGCCCAAGGUUGAAAAAGAGAAGGGCCGCCGUUACCGACACGCGUGGACCAAGGAAGAAGAGGAUCUCAUCCUUGACUGUGAAGCUGUCAUUCGCGCGCGUGCUCGUGGCUCGCAGCAACGGGGUCGUUCAGCGAUGAAGGACAUUUUCCCAAUGAUCGGUGAUCAGGUCCUUCGCGCCAAGGUCAAGAAGCUCCUGGAGCCUCCUGGCAAGGCAGCGUAUUAUCAACGUUUGGAGGAUGCCGUGGCCAAUAUCCUCGAGGAGUUCCAAGGUACCGACGACCUACCAGACCCCAAUCCAGGCAACAUCACCCACUUCAACCUCCGGUUAUAUGUCGACUUCGUCCGCACCAAGAUCAACAAGGCGCUAUUACGUCUUCCCGUCUCGUCCGCUCCACCGCCUGGCAAAGGGAAAGCACCAGAGCUUCCUCACGAUCCCAAGGAGCUCAUCAAGCGAUACGAAUGGGAGUAUCUCAAGGCCACAAAUACGUCCUUUGAUCAAAUCCUCGACAUUCCUGGAAGUGAAGAGAGCAAACUGCACAAUAUUAGCCUUGCCAGUGUAGUGGAAGAGGAACCACGCGCGUGCCAGGCCCCAGACGAGCCUAUUGACCGCACCACCUCAAUCAUCCGCGCGGCGAUCAAGAUGGUUGUGUCAACUCCCAACCCUGUGUACAACAUGCAGGCGGCGUCCCAGCUGCUGAGUAAUUACUACAAAGACGAGUAUGAGCCGCAGAUCGCCGCCCUUGUCAACGAGGGCAUGCUCAACAAGAACAUCAACUCGAUGAAAACGCCUGGUCGUAUGUACGGCUACGCAAACGGCUGGCUGUAUGCCGCAGAGGGCUUUGUGCCGCCCGAGGUCCCCAAACAGGUCCGCGACAUGCAGGCCAAGCUGUCUCAAGAAGGCGAGAUGACGUGGCCACUGGUGGGCCAACCAGGCGACCUUGCCACAUUCAUGCAAAUGGUGUCCAACCAUGAUCUCGACAUUGAGAUCAACGCCGAUGAGGUGCCUGCGCUCGGCAUGGAGCGUCUGGCGUACAACACGCGUUCACUUACCGAUGCCUCGUUCGAGUGGGACAUGCGUGUUAAGCGCCUCACGAAGCCCGUCCCCACUUUCCCAGCUGCCCCGCCAUCUCUUGAGAUCCCGCCUCUCGUGCCGUGGUCAGUUGCGCCAGGUCCUACUGCGCACGUUGAGCACAUCAUGGACGCAGUUGCCGCUGCUGGUGCGGAUGGCAUCACUGCCGGCGAGUUGAAGGUCGUAACGGGCUUGUCGGUGAGUGCCAUCGACGGAGCUUUCGCGGCGCUCGCGCUGGAGACAAACCCACGCAUCUUCUGGGCGGGAUACGACAACGCGCACGUGGUUGCCAGUCAGUUCUGGGGCGGCUGGACAACGCGGAUCAAGCCGCGCGACAAGUUCUUCGGACCUGACCCCUGCCCGCGGGUUGAGUGCGCUGCACGCCGUUGGGUCGACAUCUGGGGCGAGCUCAUACCUUCCGAAUGGGACCGAGCAAUGAAGGCCAUCAUCGGGCAGUUGAUAGUGCGCCCCGGCAUGACCGAGCAUGACCUUCGCCAGCGUCUGAGUGCCGUCCUGGACCGGAUGGAGAUUUCGGACGUCCUCCAGGCUCUUGUUAGUGCUGGGUGGGUUACGCGCCGCACCGGGCUUCCCUCGGACCGGCCAGUGCCACCCGUGCACGCUACUGAUGCGUGGGAGGCACGCGGCAUUGUGCUCAUCACGAGUGAGAACAUGUGGGUAUAGCAAAGUAGAGGAAGCGCGUGCGCGAUGGCGGUCGCACGCCAUCUGAGAAAGGAAAGGCAGCUCAGACGGGUGAGAUAAUAUCGCAGCAUACGGGUUGCAUGUGUGUAUGAUGAUGAAUAUGUACUUGUGCGUGC
This is a messenger RNA of Cutaneotrichosporon oleaginosum, 6795 nucleotides long. RefSeq lists its product as uncharacterized. The record is from RefSeq and is a predicted model, not a curated record. Gene Ontology annotation, molecular function: DNA binding. Gene Ontology annotation, cellular component: transcription factor TFIIIC complex. Gene Ontology annotation, biological process: transcription initiation at RNA polymerase III promoter; 5S class rRNA transcription by RNA polymerase III. Lineage: Eukaryota; Fungi; Basidiomycota; Tremellomycetes; Trichosporonales; Trichosporonaceae.